Messenger RNA from Betta splendens (Siamese fighting fish), 2496 nucleotides. RefSeq names its product glucosaminyl (N-acetyl) transferase family member 7 (gene gcnt7). The coding region runs from base 1004 to 2293 and encodes 429 amino acids. The transcript is spliced from 4 exons. The record is from RefSeq and is a predicted model, not a curated record. Gene Ontology annotation, cellular component: membrane. NCBI's taxonomy places the organism in Eukaryota, Metazoa, Chordata, Actinopteri, Anabantiformes, Osphronemidae. Gene Ontology annotation, molecular function: acetylglucosaminyltransferase activity.
CAUGCGCACACACACACACACACACAAGCGCAAAUGACUCUUUCUUACUCCGCCACUGAUGUGAGCUCAGAGAACAGUCUCCCAGGUCACUCACUGCAACACGCAACAACCAAGCAGGGCCACCAAGCUGGGAGCAAACACAUGACUGAGGCUGCUCCGGCCCAUGAUGGCACCUUUGGAAAGGACUCGCUCGGUGCCGGACCUCUAAUGGAUUGUAGCAGCAGCCUGAGUCACAGGUAACAAGCUUCACUACAAGAACUCCAGGACUCGAAGGUAACUUCAUGGUCUGUAUUCGUGUGCUUACUAUGCUUGACUUAGCAAGAUCUUUCAUUUGGCGAGGCCAAAACCGGACAUCACAAUCUUAUGACUAACAGCUAUUUUUUCAGAUUUUGUUGAGAUAAUAAUGAUCCAGGUUCCAAAAGCGUACCGCAAACAGGAAGAGAGAUUGGAUUCGGAGGAAUACGGAGUAGCUUCAAGGUUCAAGAAUAUCUGUCUAUAUCUAAAAUCAAGUUGUGCGCUAAAUCGGUAACAUUGGUCUGGACGGUGCUAAACUAGUCUAUAAAUGAUAGUAAAGAUGGUUUCAAACCUUUAAUAAAUGUGUUGGCUUCCUGAGUUUUUCAGUAUCCGUCAAGUCCUGUUCAGACACUUUCAUUAUUAUUGCUGACAAAAGUAAAACGGCUUCCUUUUUUCACUUCCAUUUUUGGUUGGAAACGAUGUUGAAAUUGCACAUGAGCGGAUUAAAAAAAACAAAGAGUUUUUGCCUUCAGAAAUGAUACUUUUAAAAGACAAAAGAUGACGCUUCUUUCUGUGAACGCGUCACAGAUAAAAAUAGCGAAUACAGCACAUCAGCGGUUGAAAAUGGCUUCAUCGGUUAGUGCUAACCUACAUUUUGAAUUAUUUAACAUCCCUCAGGGUCUGGGACCCUUAAGAUAACAGCUAAUCUUAUUUUUGCAGGAGCUUUAUCUGCGGUGCCUCUGUGUGGAUGCAGUGAACCAGGGCUAUUAUGUGGCAGCUUGAAGGAAAGAAGUUCAGCUUCGUUUUAUGCCUGGGCAUCAGUAUGAUUUCCCUUUCAGUCCUGUACUUCAGGAUAAAGACACAGCCAGACCCUAAACUCCUGAAGACUUCACGUUUCAGGCUCGUCUCCAGUAAAUGCACAGCCUUUCUGCCUGCCACAGAGGAAGGAGUAGAAUGGUACCACCAUGACUGGCAGGUAGAGAGCUACGUUUUGAACAGUGGCUUGCAGUGCUCUGAUUUGAUAAGAGAACUACACUUCAUUACAAGUCCUCUUAGCCAGGAGGAGGAGGACUAUCCCUUAGCGUUCAUUGUAACUAUUCACAAAGACCUGGAGCUUUUUGUGCGCUUGCUACGAGCCAUUUACAUGCCACAAAACAUCUACUGCAUUCAUGUGGACUCCAAGGCGACAAGAGAGUACAAGGCAGCAGUACAGAGGCUGGUUAGCUGCUUUCAAAACGUGUUCCUCUCCAGCCACAGCGAGACAGUCACAUAUGCUGGGUUUUCCCGUCUACAAGCAGACCUCAACUGCAUGCAAGAUUUAGUCAAGUCGAAGGUACGCUGGAAGAAGGUGGUGAACCUGUGUGGUCAGGAUUUCCCCGUCAAGAGCAACAGAGAGCUGGUACAAUACAUGCAGAGUAAACUGUGGAGGGACAGGAACAUGACACCCGGCGUCAAACAACCAGCAUCCAUGUGGCACAGGACACAUCUCCAGCACAUAGAGAUCAAGGGGUCUCACGUAGCUCUGAAAGGACAUAAAAAAGCACCUCCUCCGCACAAUCUGCAAGUGUAUUUUGGAACGGCCUACUACGCGCUCACGAGAGCCUUCGUGGACUUUGUUCUGAAAAGCCAGAUAGCGAGAGAGCUCCUGCAGUGGUCCAAAGACACAUUUAGCCCAGAUGAGCACUACUGGGUGACACUCAACCAUAUCAAAGACGCUCCGGGCAGCUACAUAGAUGGAGGCUGGGAAGGAGAAAUCCGUGCAAUCAAAUGGAGGGAUCAAGAGGGAAGAAAGCACAAUGGCUGCAAAGGGCAUUAUGUACGAGACAUCUGCGUUUAUGGAACAGAAGACGUGCAAUGGAUCAUCAAUCUGAACAGCAUGUUUGCCAAUAAGUUUGAGAGUCGCACCUACCCAGAGGCACUGGAUUGUCUGGAGCUGUGGCAUAGAAACAAGGUGCUGAGCCAGGCAACGGUUCCCAGAGACUCAUCAUGGCUGCUUGUUACACAGAGGAAAUCAAGCCACAGCAACAGCAGCUACCUCACCAGCAGUGCUGAAACAUAAGCGCUGCUGAUGUACCAAGCAGAUUUGUGCUACGGUUCAGACCAUGUGCCAAAAGGGAAGCAAAGAGACAAAGCACUGCCCACUUCCAGACUCUGUUCAUUGCUGCCGUUUACAGAUGUAUUUGUCUAUUUAUUAAAUAUUUAAGUAAUAAUAUUAUUGUAAUAUUUAAGACAUAUUUAAAAUAAAGCACAUUUCAUGUAAUA